CAUCGGAGAGAUGCGCGCGGGCGGCGGCGCGCGCCCCAGACACGCACCCCUCUCCCCGACCGCCUCCGCCACUGCCACGCUGCUAGUACCCGCCUCCGUCGCCAUGCCCGCGCCGCGCCUCGCGCACCUCCGCCACCUCCUCCUCUCACAACGCUCCGCCCCGGCCCGCUCGCUGGCCCCCAACCUAGGCCACCCGCUCCCCGGGCCGCUUCACCCGUCCCUUCUCCUCGCCCGUGCCAUGGCUGGCGUCGCGCACGCAGGUCUGGCGACGGGGUCGACGGAAUACGAGGAGGUGCUCGGGUGCCUCUCGUCGCUGAUAACGCAGAAGGUGCGCGCGGACACCGGCAACCGCGGCAACCAGUGGGAGCUCAUGGCCAAGUACGUGCAGAUACUUGAACUGGAGGAGUCCAUCGCACAGUUGAAAGUGGUUCACGUUGCUGGGACCAAAGGAAAGGGUUCAACAUGCACAUUUGCUGAGUCAAUCCUUCGAUCAUGUGGCUUCCGCACUGGGCUCUUCACUUCACCGCAUUUGAUGGAUGUCCGCGAGCGAUUUCGGCUUGAUGGGCUGGACAUUUCGGAAGAAAAGUUUAUUAGGUAUUUCUGGUGGUGCUGGAACAAAUUGAAGGACAGGAUUGGUGAUGAUGUACCAAUGCCAGCCUACUUCAGGUUCCUUGCACUGCUAGCAUUCAAGAUCUUUUCAGAUGAGCAGCAGGUGGAUGUUGCGGUGCUCGAGGUUGGUUUGGGAGGGAAGUAUGAUGCAACGAAUGUGGUCAGAGCACCUGUAGUUUGUGGAGUAUCAUCUCUUGGGUAUGAUCAUAUGGAAAUUCUUGGAAGCACACUUGGAGAAAUUGCUGGAGAGAAGGCUGGGAUACUUAAGAAAGGAGUUUCGGCGUAUACAGUUCCACAGCCAGAAGAGGCAAUGUCUGUACUGGUGCAGCGAGCUUCUGAGUUGGGUGUUUCUCUUCAAGUAGUCCAGCCUUUGGACCCACAGAAAUUAGAGGAUCAACCCCUUGGACUCCAUGGUGAACACCAAUACAUGAAUGCAGGUCUUGCAGUUGCAUUGGCUAAUACCUGGCUUGAGAGGGAAGGCCAUUUGAACAGAAUACAUGUCAAACAUUCUGGUACCUUGCCAGAUCAGUUCAUCAAAGGGCUGUCAAGUGCUUGUCUGCAAGGUCGAGCACAGAUUGUUCCAGAUCCACAAGUGAACUCAGAAAACAAUAAGGAUCGUGAUUCUUCACUGGUUUUCUAUUUGGAUGGGGCACAUAGCCCAGAAAGCAUGGAAAUGUGUGCAAGAUGGUUUGCCCACAUUACAAAUAAUGAUGGAACGCAGACAUGUUCUUUGGAGCAGCCUCAUACUGACAGGGAUUCUAGGAAGUUUCUCCUUUUCAAUUGCAUGACUGUAAGAGAUCCUCAGAGAUUGCUCCCACAUCUUCUGGAUACAUGUGCUCAAAAUGGGCUCCACUUUGAGCAGGCCUUAUUUGUGCCAAACCAAUCACAGUACAACAAGCUUGGUUCCCUUGCAUCCCCACCUUCAGAGCGUGAACAAAUUGAUUUGUCAUGGCAGUUGUCACUCCAAAAGGUGUGGGAAAACCUGCCUAAUGGCAAUAAAGGUCUAAAUGAUGCAAACUCUGGCAGAACUAGCUCAGUUUUUGAAUCUCUUCCGUUGGCAAUUAAAUGGCUAAGGGAAACUGCUCAACAAAACCAAUCGAUUCGAUUUCAGGUCUUAGUUGCUGGCUCCCUGCACCUUGUUGGCGAUGUCAUAAGAUUGCUCAAGAAGUAACUUCAUUUGGAAUGGCACAUUGUUCAGACUAAAAUGGCUGCGUACGGACCACUAUGGCACUAACUUGAGCUUAUCGAUAUUUGUGAGUGGGAUAACACAAUAUACCAACUUGGUUAGAAGACUGGAAGAAAUUCAAAGGCAUUUUGGCUUCAGUUCUGAUCAACUGUAAAAUUGUUGCAUUUCAUCGUUUCUUUAAGUUCCUUGCUCCCUGCCUUUUUUUUGGCAUUAUGUGCCACUACAUCCUUAGUCCAGAAGAAUGUAACCAAAUUUUAGAACGUACAAACAGUGAAUUAUAUUAUACCAAUCAUAUCAUUUAUUUUGUACUCCUCUGAAAAAUCAGUAUAUAUAAAUCAUGUAUUCUAUAAA
Molecule: messenger RNA, 2146 nt
Organism: Sorghum bicolor (sorghum)
Lineage: Eukaryota; Viridiplantae; Streptophyta; Magnoliopsida; Poales; Poaceae
Product: folylpolyglutamate synthase
Exons: 16
Coding region: 11-1780 (589 amino acids)
Biological process (GO): tetrahydrofolylpolyglutamate biosynthetic process
Cellular component (GO): cytoplasm; cytosol; mitochondrion
Molecular function (GO): tetrahydrofolylpolyglutamate synthase activity; ATP binding
Source: RefSeq, a predicted model, not a curated record